Molecule: messenger RNA, 7052 nt
Organism: Mizuhopecten yessoensis (Yesso scallop)
Lineage: Eukaryota; Metazoa; Mollusca; Bivalvia; Pectinida; Pectinidae
Product: vascular endothelial growth factor receptor 1-like
Exons: 26
Coding region: 243-4490 (1415 amino acids)
Biological process (GO): protein phosphorylation; cell surface receptor protein tyrosine kinase signaling pathway; multicellular organism development
Cellular component (GO): signaling receptor complex
Molecular function (GO): ATP binding; transmembrane receptor protein tyrosine kinase activity
Source: RefSeq, a predicted model, not a curated record
CUCAAACUAUGUCAAGUACCUUUACCUUCUGAGCCUUGUCAUAAAAGUUAUUUUAAAGUCGCCUGAGUCAGAUUCAAACAUGGGAUAUCGAAUACCACUGGAAAGCGACUUUACAAUGGAUAUAUCAAGUGAUCAGACAUAAUAUCACUUAUUUGGAAUUUUCUUUCGAAGUUUUUUAGAUAGCUGAAUCUUAGACUGCGAUCUCCAUCUUGUGGAUACAUUAUCCUAUCAACUUUAGAGUAAUGGAAGGCUUCCGUUGGCUGUUUAUAGAACUCCUUCUGGUGUUUUCAUCGGCCCAGAUACCUAAACAGAACAACCCGCGCCCUACAAUCCGUAUCUACACUGACCAUAGAGACAACUCCACAGAAGAUAUGGGGUCUGAUCUUUGGGGUAGGGAGGCAGCUGACGUCAUCCUGUCGCCGGAGCAAACCUUUACAAUUGAGUGUCGGGGCGUCUACAACGUGACCAUGAGAUUAACAAGGAGUUUCCAUAUAUUGAACUCGCCUUACACAGGUCUAAAUAUUGAAGAGCAUCGAUUAUUACAAAGUGUCAACAACUCGGCAGCCAACUUUACUGUGAGCAAUAUAACUUACCUCUAUACAGGAGAAUACACUUGUUUAUAUGUCGACGAAUUCAGAGACGAUCUGUUUAGCAGUAUUUAUGUCUAUGUAUUUGAUCCUGACCAUUUACUCACACCUUUAAAAAUGGAAAACAACAGAUUUGUCAGUUUGGCAAUUUAUCACUAUCAGAAGACAUACAUUCCGUGCAGAGUUACGCACCCUGAAAUCCAGGUGGAUCUGUAUAAAUUGUACCCCGACGAACUUAUUGAGACCGGAGAUGCAAACGCUGUUUACUAUGAUCCACAAAAAGGUUUUGUCUUGGAUUAUCCGAAUGCUUACUUCAUUGGAAUGUUUGCCUGUCGAUCCAACUACAGUAACUACACAGAUACGAAACAAAUAUAUCUCAACUACCUUGGGAGAAGUCGGUCAGCUCCGACACCCGUACUCAUUGGAUCAGACAAAGACUAUAUCCUGGAGAAGGGUUCCAAUUUUACACUUCAAUGUGAGGUCAAGGUCGAUCCAGGCUACGUCAUUUUCAUGAAAUGGAUUUAUACGUCAAAGGAGACCUUGGAGGAUAUUGAUCUCUCCACUGACUUUGUCUCCCCUGAUUUGUCAGCCGUCAAUAACGACACAGAGACGGGUGUUGCUGUUGAAAUUGCAGCCCCAGCACCGGUUUCGGAUCGAGUGAGAUACACAGCACCGACAGUCAAACAUAUGAGUGAUAUUUAUAACUAUGACAUCAUCAGGACGUUGCUGAUUGUGCGUAACGUACAACUAAAAGACGAAGGAGUAUACACCUGUCAAAUUACGACACACGACAAACAGCAAAAGACUGCCUCCAAAGAUAUCUACAUCAGAGAACCAUACUGCCAUGUACAUGUAUUGGGAGAGAAGCACGUUAUAGAAGUAGAUGAGUUCGAGAAAUACAUACGACUGGCCUUCGCCAUCAACUGUCACCCAGACGACUUCACGGUCAAAUGGUACAAGGAAGACUUUCUGCUGCCUUCGAAUGUCGAAACGGUUGAGGAUGCCACCCAGUACAUCAUAACAAACGUGUCAAAAAGUGAUGCCGGAGUUUACAAGGUCAUCGUCGAGAACAGUUAUCUGUCAGAAUCAGCAAAGGUCGAGCUGGUCGUAGCAUAUAAGCCUGUGGUGUCCAUCACGGUCAAGCCUCCUUCCAGUCGUCAGUAUAUGGUGCUAGGUGACACCUACAGUGUGUCCUGUAACCCUGUGUCCAUCCCUCCGGUCAGCAUCAUAAUGUGGGAGUGGCGCUCUCAUCAGGACAACUGGAAAACACUGGCGUACCACAACGAUUCGGACAUCAUCACUGACCGGCGAAGCUCUCUACAGCAUGUCGCAACAGAGGCUGGAAUCAUUCGCUGUCAAGCUACUAACAGAUUGGGGACCAGCUCGACUCAAAUCGAAUUCAAAAUCUCAGAGGUAGCAGAUGGGUUGGGGAUUGUGAUGCCCCCUGUGACCAUUGAGGGGGACCUGGUACAGAUCUCGUGUUAUGCCAGUGUGUGGGAAUACCAGUCAGUCAGUCUUUACUACAGGAGGUUUGGUAACUCUACUCAGACCAGACUGGCAACUACUAACACCACCUACGUGUCCUACAACAGAACGGCUUAUUCAUCUGUGGUUCAUGUUGAUUUUGAGCCAAUAGAGAAGUCAGACGAAGGUAGCUACGUAUGCGUUGCUGUGCGGCUAUCUACUGCCCAAAAUGCUUCUACUGACAAUGUGACUGUUGAGAAGAGACUGGAAGUUAGAGAUAUCGAACCGCCAACAUUUCAACAAGAAAGUGAUCAAGGCAAAAUACCAACUCGUAUCGGUAUCAAAUUCCAACUUCCCGAAUGUGAUGUCAGUGGUGUUCCAAGACCAACGAUAAAAUGGUUUAAAGACGGGGCCCUGAUAGAUCUGAGCAAUAACACUUUUGGUUUUGUCAUCAGCAAUGAUAAUAAAAGUUUGACUAUCAAGAAAACAUCUAAGGUCCACGAGGGAGAAUAUCUGUGUGAGGCAGAAAACAGGGGAGGAGUAAUCUACGGUAACUGGUCGCUCUACUUAGGAGAGUUGUUCAAGCCUGCACCAGUGUAUCAAGGAAGUCAGAAUCCCAGUGUAAUCAUCGCAGUUGUUGUCAUAGCAACAGUCGUUCUCGUCGUGGUGUUAGUGGUUCUCAUAUGUCUAUACCGGCGACGAUCGGCCAUCUUACACAAAGAACUGGAGCAGUCUCUCAUUCACCCAGUGAAGGAUUACAACCCAGACCUCCCCAUUGAUGAACAAACCACCUGCAUCCCCUACGAUCCUAAGUGGGAGUUUCCCAAAAAGAGGCUGCGACAAGGAAUGAUCUUGGGACAGGGUGCCUUUGGUCGAGUGAUAAAGGCUGAAGCCAUCGGCAUUGUGGAGCACGAGGAUGUCACAAUUGUGGCGGUCAAAAUGGUGAAAGACUGUACGGACCGCGACCAGAUGGAGGCUCUACUCUCGGAACUCAAGAUUCUCAUCCAUGUGGGUCAACAUCUAAACAUAGUCAACUUACUGGGAGCUGUGACGAAGGACAUCAGAUAUGGGGAGCUCUAUGUCAUCGUGGAAUAUGCUCACUUUGGAAAUCUCCGUAACUACAUGUUAAAGAACAAAAACACAUUCAAGGAUGUCAUGGAUGAUUACAUCGACCCUGUGGAGGAGAAGAAACGAGAAGCUGCAAAGGAAGCCGCAGCUUCAAAACCAUAUUAUGUCAAUAAAGCUCUGAAGGAUCAUUCUGCUGACCUGAUUGGUCCCUCCCUAACAACGAAAAAUCUUAUCUGCUGGGCAUUUCAAACGGCAAGAGGGAUGGAAUAUCUGUCCUCCAAGAAGUACAUUCAUCGAGACUUGGCAGCCAGGAACAUUCUAUUGGCUGAGGACAAUGUGGUUAAGAUAUGUGAUUUUGGGCUCGCUAAAGACUGCUACAAAAACCCAGAGUACUUCAAGAAGGGCGAUGGCCCUGUGCCGGUAAAAUGGAUGGCUAUAGAGUCCCUAACUCAUCGCCUCUACACCACCAAGAGUGAUGUGUGGUCCUAUGGGAUAUUUCUAUGGGAGCUGUUUUCCCUAGGAGGAAGCCCUUAUCCAGGAGUGGAGAUCAACGAAAAAUUCAUUGACCUUGUCAAGAGUGGUUAUAUCAUGGACAAGCCAUACUAUGCCUCCGAUGAAAUGUACAAGGUAAUGAAGGCCACAUGGAGACACGACCCAGAUGAUCGACCUUCGUUCUCAGGACUCGCCUCACUCAUGGGCGACUUUCUCGAGGCUAACGUUAAACAGUAUUAUUUGGACCUCAACGAGCCAUAUAUCAAAAUGAAGGACCUGGAAAAAUCAGGGAUGUCCGAGGGAGCUUGUGGAAGCUCUGCUGACCAGGAAGGCUACUACAAGAUGAAUGGGGAGACCAAAAACAAACUUCACUCGGACUACACUAAAAUGUCCCCAGCGCCUCCUAUUCCCUUGGACAAGGCUUCUAUUGAGGACGAGAGAUAUGUUAAUGCAAACAAAUGGCGGACAGAUAAAAAGAAGGAAAAUGCUAAGGAAAUGGAGCUUGUGCCUCUUAUAAUUGAGGAUGACAACCUCGGUGAGGAUGGGGAUGAGUCUGAGGAGGUGAGGCUAAGGAGAAAGAUGAAUAAGGCAAACCCAGGGGACGAAUCUCCACCACUGUUAAACACGAGGGCAGAGGUGCAUCGGUCUGACGACACCGACAGCGGACAUUCUAGUACUUACGCUCCGGGAACAUCACCCGAUAUCGGUGUGGACGGUUAUCUUGUACCAAAAACAGGACCAGAUGGUACACAAUUUGUUGAACCCAAAAAAACAAAAAAGGAGGAGGAUUCAAGUGGAGUGAACUCUGAUUAUAACUACCGGGAUCGUCCUCCUCCGACUUACUCAGCCGUGAUACAAGACGGGGACGUGGUAGUGUAGGUAAAACCAGGGCUGUCUCAUUAUAUCAAAGGCGUGUGUACAUCUGUGUUGUUGUUCAUUUAUUUUUAUGAAAAAUGAUAGCAUUAAAUACAUUAUAUGGGUUUUCAGGUUAAUUUUACAUUAACAACUCUUGCCAUGUACUAAUUAAUGACUUAUAAAGAAAUUAAGGAGCAAUCAGGGAUUUUCUCCAAUUUUACUCAAAUUCACAUCAUAGUUAAAAUUAAUGGCAUUUCAGAUCUGUUGUAUUAUUGUUGUAAAAAAUGUUUCUUUUUAUGUUGUCCAUUUAUUAACUAAAAAAUUUAGUUUCAUAGGAAUAUUUUGUACAAUUUAUUUCUUACUUUAAUUAAUGUAGGUUUAAAGUAUUGUAUGAUAUGGAUUGUAGAUUGUAAUUGGUGUAAUCUAAUUUGUCGUACCCUCACCACAGUUGCCUUGUGUUUAACAAACUAUUUUGUAAUUAUUUUGUUAAUUGUUAUUGUGUCCCAAAUUUCUUUAAUAUGGAAUUUAAGGUAUAUGCUAUCAUAUUCAUUAUAAAUUGUGGUUUGUGUUAGAGUUAUGUCCCUUUAAAUUAUUGUAAUGCGUGUCAUCUAAUAAUCAAACCUUUUCUGGGUGAUAUUAGUUCAGCAUCCUGGUGAAUCAGAUAUGGUAUCACUGCAAACAUGUCCAAAUAACCAAUCACAAAGAGGUUUUUCAGGGUUUUUUAGGGGAAUUAUUUUUAAAGAAGGUAUAUAUCUAUCCUUAAAUCUUUAUUACGGGGCUGCUUGCAGUACCACCAUAUUGAAUUUAAUUGUAAAAGUAUUUAAUAUCCUGGUUGUAUGAUUAUUAGAUUAUAAAAUAUCUCGUUCACACAAAUGCUUGCAGUACACCUGUAAGGAACAGUAUUGUUUGAUGUGUUAUGUGGACUAAAAAAGGAAUGUAAUCUCUUUCACUAGGAUGGUUGUUAUACCCAAAUCUAUCAUGGUCAUCGAUUUCAAUUUUGAAUUCAAACUGGACACUAGUCAUAUGAAUUGCUCAUUUUUUAUAAUUUGAUUUCUGUUUGAUAUUUUUUUUUGAUUUUGUAACUUUUUUGUUGAUGCUUUUUAAGAAAUAUGUUAUCAAGUUUGAAAGACAUUAAAAAAGCACUGAUAUUUUACUUACUGAUUAUAGUUGGGACCAAACCUUUUUUUACAAAAAUGAACUUAUAACACACAAAAAAGAUUAUUCAAAGCAUGCCAAGUAAUCAUGUAAAAUAAAUUUUAAGGUAGAUAAUUUGUCAUGUAGGAAAGUUAUCGUAACUGUAAAAACUGAAUAGUUUGAUUUUAGAAGAAAACAUUGUACCACAUACUGAAUAGAAAAAUAUUUUUGUGAACAUAUUGGUUAGGGUUUUGUAGUACUUGCAGUUCUGUAAUAUUGUUUUUAUUUUAAGUUUUAACAAUUUCUUUUUGUUAUAAUUUGCCAAGGAUUAAAUGCUUUACUUCAUUCCAGCAUUUAGAACUUUUAUUUUAUUAUGAUUUUUCUAUUACAUGUUAUAACUUGUGUACAGAAAGUGUUGUUUAAGUUUUAUCAUAAUUUUUGCUGAUUUGAGUUGUACAGUUUGACCAGUCAACCUUGACCGUAAUGAUAGGGAUAACAGUGUUGACCAAAUAAUAUACAUUGUACUGUAGUUUCUGUUUGUCUUGUUUACAUCACCAUGGAGAUUGUGUAAAACAUAGCCCUAGUACUUGUCGUUACUAUUAUUUUUUUAUAGAAAAAUCAAUUGCAAAAAGAAAAUAAUUGUCCAGACAUGAGAGCACGCUUAAUUUUUAAAUCCCUGUUACCUUUUACUGUCGAACCUCGUUAAUCUGGACACUUUGAUUCUACGGGCAAAUGUCUGGAUUAGCAAAUUUCUGGAUAAACAAUACAGACUUUUUACCGAUCUUGACUUCUGGUAAAAAAAAAAAUGUUUAUCAAAAAAAUAUUGUAAAUGUCCUUAACAAGGGUUAUAGCGAUUCUUGUGAAAGUACAUGCAUCUUCAAGUAAUUUUCUCAAUUUUUUCUAGGCACCUAUAUCAAGAUGUUAUAUAUUUUUUUCAAUGACUCUUCUAGUGGACAAACCCAGGACUUCUGGUUUACUAGUCUGAAGCUCUUCCAAAUGAGCUAAAAAGAAAUUCUCCCUGGCUUAUUAUAUAUAUAUAAUAAGAUAAUAGUAUUGUGUUCAUAUGUUGACAAGGAUAGAUUUGCUAGCCACAGUCAAUCGCCUUCACAACUUGCCUAUGAAGAACUUGCCAGCGACACUUUGGUUGUGAAGUUAAAAAUGAAUUUGCCAUAAUUUAUUAAGUCUGGAAAUCAGUAUUGAAGUCAGUUAUUACAGCAUUCACUGUAUACCCCAUGUACCGGUCCAUACAUCAUCACUUAUAGUCACCGAGCCAUAUUGGUGGUUUUAUGUGUUUAAAUAUUAUUCUGCCAAAAUUAUCAAAUGAAAGAUAUGUCAUUAUUUAAUAUCUUUUUAUUUUAAAUUUUAUUACUUGACAAUCAUGAGUGAAUUUACCAGCUUGGUCUGUAAAUAUUGAAGAUAUUUUUUAUGUCUCGAAUAAAUAUAUUAACAAGA